AUGCCUGGUUUUAUUCCCAAGAAGUUCCCCGGCAAAGUUGCCGAGCCGAUGAUUCCUUUCUACGCUGCUGGUCUUGUUGUCCUGUACGCCAUCAAUGCCGGUGCAAAUGCCAUGAUGAACUCGGAAGAAUACAAGAACGAUCCUCGAAAUCCCAAUGCGAAGCCCGAGGCGCACGUCGCCAAAUAA
This is a messenger RNA of Fonsecaea multimorphosa CBS 102226, 186 nucleotides long. RefSeq lists its product as uncharacterized. Lineage: Eukaryota; Fungi; Ascomycota; Eurotiomycetes; Chaetothyriales; Herpotrichiellaceae. The transcript is spliced from 3 exons. The coding region runs from base 1 to 186 and encodes 61 amino acids. Gene Ontology annotation, molecular function: proton transmembrane transporter activity. Gene Ontology annotation, biological process: proton motive force-driven ATP synthesis. The record is from RefSeq and is a predicted model, not a curated record.